This is a messenger RNA of Ceraceosorus guamensis, 3448 nucleotides long. RefSeq names its product calcium-transporting P. Gene Ontology annotation, molecular function: P-type calcium transporter activity; ATP binding; ATP hydrolysis activity. The record is from RefSeq and is a predicted model, not a curated record. Bases 209 to 3280 code for a protein of 1023 amino acids. Gene Ontology annotation, biological process: intracellular calcium ion homeostasis; calcium ion transmembrane transport; manganese ion transport. The transcript is spliced from 7 exons. Lineage: Eukaryota; Fungi; Basidiomycota; Exobasidiomycetes; Ceraceosorales; Ceraceosoraceae. Gene Ontology annotation, cellular component: endoplasmic reticulum; Golgi membrane; plasma membrane.
CGACUGUCAAUCAGAGGCUCCUCCACUGACAUUCGGCCAACGACUCACAGCGCAACCCUCAAUUCCGUAUUGUGCUCUGAAUUCCGCAGAGAAGCAAGGCUCUUCCAAGACUUAGCGACUAUGCCCACGAAGCUAGAAUAGACACCGAGAAGAGUACGCGAGGUUGCACAGCCCUUGGUCUGUUGGAGCGACCCGAGCUGAGCCGACAAUGUCAUACGGCUCCAAAGGCAAGGCACCAAGUAGCGGACCACCUCCCAAGCGCUCUUCAUCACCGCCUAUUGACGAUGCGAGCGCAUACAAGGAGAAGACGGUGCAAUACGCGAGCUACACCUCUGCUGCUGCUGCUCCUUCUCAGGCUCCAUUCUCACCGCCAAACACAGCACAGUGGUUCUCCUCUCCACCUUCGUCUGCGCCAGGUAUGGCGCAUGCAUACGCGGCAAAUGUGGCCACGCCUGGUCCAAGCACCGCCAAAUUGUACGCCGAGCAACCCGAUACGGCUGACCAGUUUCAAUUCUCCACAACACUACGGAAAGCAUCGAUCCAUGGAGAAGAGGCAGGGCGUGCGUCAUACCCGCCUGCUCCACAGCCCUCUUCAAGCUCGGCCUCGCUGCACUACACACACGAAUCCAUCGCUGCUAUCCUACACUCCCUCGGUACGUCGCUGGAGACAGGACUCUCGGCGUCCUCGGGCGCAGUGGAGUCAGCUAGGACGAGGGCAGGAGGGCCAAACGAAUUCACAGUCAAGGCAUCCGAUCCGCCCUGGAGGAAGUUCUUGGAUCAGUUCAAGGAACCCUUGAUCUUGCUUUUGAUGGGCAGCGCUGCAGUGAGCGCAUUCAUGCGAGAAUGGGACGAUGCUGUAAGCAUCACCAUCGCCGUCGUCAUAGUCAUCUCCGUCGCAUUUGUGCAGGAGCAAAGGUCGGAAGCUUCACUGGAAGCAUUGAACAAGCUGGUUCCGCACUACGCUCACCUAAUCAGAGACAAUGUUCAGACCACCGUACUAGCCAACGAGCUUGUUCCUGGAGAUCUAGUUACCUUUUCAACCGGUGAUAGAAUCCCAGCUGAUAUCAGGAUAGCUCACUCGGUAGCUCUCGAGAUCGACGAAAGCACGCUGACUGGAGAGACGAGGCCUAGGCGGAAAGUUGCAGAGGUAAUUCCCAGGAGUGCGGACGGGUCUGACGUUGCCAUCGCGGAUAGAGACAACAUUGCGUUCAUGGGCACUCUGGUCAAAAGUGGGUAUGGGCGAGGCAUUGUCAUAGGAACAGGAGCUCGCACCGAAUUCGGUAUGAUUUUCAGCAUGGUGGACGAAGUCACUGAGAAGAGGACGCCUCUGCAACUCAGUAUGGACGAACUUGCACAGAAGCUGAGCUUGAUCAGCUUUGCCAUCAUUGGGGUGAUCUGCAUUAUGGGAGUACUGCAGAGCAAGCCCUGGUUGGAGAUGUUCACAAUUGGAGUUUCAUUAGCGGUCGCGGCCAUUCCAGAAGGAUUGCCAAUCGUGGUCACAGUCACUCUGGCCCUCGGUGUGCUUCGCAUGUCCAAGCGAAAAGCGAUCGUGAAGCGCUUGCCAUGUGUGGAAACUUUGGGCUGCGUGUCGGUCAUUUGCUCCGACAAGACGGGAACUCUAACCUGCAAUCAGAUGGCCGUCGUGCGCGCAUUCACGUUCGAAGACGGUCAGAUCGACCUGAAUAAGGAAAUUCCACACAAACCGUCGGAAGCUUUGCAACGGAGCCUGUUAGUUGGCAAUUUGUGCAACAACUCCCACAGAGAUUCGAAUGGGCACUUCGUCGGGCAAGCUACGGACGUAGCUAUGGUUGAUGUUCUAGCGUUAUUCUCUCUCGAGGACAAGAGGCCCUACUUUCAAAUUUCUCACGAGGUGCCCUUUGACUCGGAAACCAAAUUCAUGGCUGUAGUCGGCAACCUGCCAUCCGCGGCAGGAGGCAAGGCGGAUGAGAUCACUUUCGUGAAGGGCGCCUUAGAGGUGAUCCUGGACCGAUGUGCUACCUACAUGGGCACACAAGGAAGAAGAGUCAAUCUAGACGACCAAGCGAGAAAACGAAUUGCAGAUGCAGCGCAGGAGCUUGCUGGUCUGGGCUUGAGAGUCCUCGCUACUGCAGUUGGCUCAACAAACAACGCACAUGAGAACAAAAGCUUGACUUUCUGUGCUCUUGCAGCUAUGCAGGACCCUCCUAGACCUGGCGUGCAAGAAGCAGUUGCUGCACUGUCCAGAGGCGGGGUCAGCGUCGUCAUGAUCACAGGAGACUCGGAGUCCACAGCGGUCGCCAUCGCGCGUCAAAUCGGUAUUCUGCGAGGAUCAUCGACAGCUUCCAGCGUCAUGACUGGCAAGCAGAUCGAUCAGCUAUCCGGAUCUCAGCUUGAGGAGAGGAUAGGAAACGUAGCUGUCUUUGCUAGGACCACACCGAGGCACAAGAUGUCUAUCGUCAAGGCUUUCCAGGAAAAAGGAAACGUGGUCGCUAUGACUGGCGACGGUGUCAAUGACGCCCCGAGCUUGAAACAAGCCGACAUUGGCAUUUCGAUGGGUCAAGGAGGUACAGAUGUGGCAAAGGAGGCGGCUGACGUGAUACUGGUGCACGACAACUUUGCCACCAUUUUGCCCGCCGUGGAGGAGGGCAAAGGAAUAUUCUUCAAUAUUCAGAACUUCCUUAGCUUUCAGCUGUCGACUGCAGUCGCAGCUCUGACGCUGAUCACUCUGUGCACAGCUUUCGGUCUCAAACUUCCGCUGAAUCCCAUGCAAAUCCUCUUUAUCAAUAUCCUUAUGGACGGACCUCCUUCCCAAAGCCUCGGAGUGGACCCUGUGGAUCCUGGUGUCAUGCUGAGACCGCCCAGAUCUAAGACGGCGCCCAUCGUCACUCAAAGAUUGAUUGCCAGAAUAUGCUUCUCGGCUAGCAUCAUUGUUGUGGGUACUCUGUGGGUCUAUGUCCACGAACUUCAAGAUGGGUUUGCUGAUCAGAGAGAUCAGACCAUGACGUUCACAUGCUUCGUCUUGCUGGAUUUGACGUCGGCAAUCCAGAACAGAGGACUAUCAACACCGCUGAACGGCAACAAGAUGUUGACGUUGACCAUCUCUGCAUCAUUGUUCACCCAAUUUCUCCUCGUCUACUUUCCACCUCUUCAGGGCGUCUUUCAGACGCAGGCACUCGCUUUUGCAGAUCUCGCGCUCCUGCUCUUUAUCGCUGCUCUUGGCUUUGCGGCACAUGAAGGACGGCGGAGAUACGAAAGAGGAAUAAAUCAGAUAGGAGAGCAUUGGCAAGACGAAAUGGCCUAGGCGACCUAUGUGUAUGGCAAUCAAUGCUCCGUCUCUUGACUCACUGCGAAUCUCAUCCUCAGCAACAUCAUCCUUGUGCGACUUGCAAAGGCGGAAGAGAACACGCAGUAAGGUUGCAGCGCAGGACCAGAGGCAUCACUACAGACAAGUAUGUCAUGACAAGGCCAG